GCACUGCGCAAGGAGUAUUUCACUGCUGCCGACCGAAUCAUAAGCGAAACAAGGCAGCGCUUUCAGCAGCCUGGCAUGGAGCAGCUCGUAAAACUAGAAGACAUCUUAAUCAGUGCCGCUGGGGGACUUCAGUUUACAGCAGAUAAACUAGAGACGGCUUUGGGAGUGCAUGCAGUCGAUUUUGACCUGUGCAGACUCUCGGCGCAGUUUCUUCUCUUACCAACUCUUGUACGCAACGCUGGUUCUAUCACAACCCUGAACAUUUUGGAGGUCCUCCAAAAGGGAUCGGAAAACAUUCGCCUGUUACUGGAUCAGGUCGUGAGGUAUGUCCAGCUUCUGUUAUCCGUACCUGCAUCUGCCGCUUCCGGAGAGCGCUCUUUUAGUGGUCUGCGUCGUGUAAAAACGUACUUGCGCAACCGAAUGACUCAGAGGAGGUUAUCGCACCUUCUGAUCUUGCAUAUGCACAAGGAAAGGACGUCGGCCCUGAAUUUAGAGGACGUCAUCAGGGAAUUUGUGAGCAGAACAGCAGAGCGAGCAGCAACCUUUGGUCCCACAUAA
This is a messenger RNA of Ixodes scapularis (black-legged tick), 558 nucleotides long. RefSeq lists its product as uncharacterized. Bases 76 to 558 code for a protein of 160 amino acids. Lineage: Eukaryota; Metazoa; Arthropoda; Arachnida; Ixodida; Ixodidae. The record is from RefSeq and is a predicted model, not a curated record. Gene Ontology annotation, molecular function: protein dimerization activity. The transcript has a single exon.